This is a messenger RNA of Lactuca virosa, 312 nucleotides long. The record is from the annotation of a GenBank genome assembly. Lineage: Eukaryota; Viridiplantae; Streptophyta; Magnoliopsida; Asterales; Asteraceae.
AUGAAAAACAGAUGUUCACCAGAGGCAUUACUAUCUAUAAUCCUUGGGAUGAGCAAAGAACAAAAAGAAUCUUUGUUCUAUGCUGAUAACAUCCACUCAGAAGCUUUAACAGUAACACAUGAAGGAGAUACAGAUCUCGAAGAUAGUGAUUAUGAUAAAGAUGAAGAUCAUUCUGUUGAGGCAUAUGAAUCAAAAAUAUCAAAAAUGCUUAAUAGUUUCGAGAGGAUGAAGGAAAAGCUGAAUUCAAAGCUUAAUGAUGCGAUGACAAAGUUCCCUGAAAAGGAAAGUUUUAGAAUUUCAAAGAAAAGAUGA